UCGCUUCCCCACCCGACGGCCCGCCCUCAAAAACACCACCCGCCCUCUCCGUCUCUCGAGCUCCACCGCCACAAUACCAUUUCGUGCGCAAGAAUAAGGGAGAGAGCUCCAGGAAGAGCUCCCCUCCACCGGCUUCCCCGCCCCUCCUCCCAGUGAUCGCGCCUCCUCCCGAGCGUCCCAGCCGCGGUCGGGUCGUCGGGUUCGGCGCUGGUCCUGGUCCUGGUCCGGACCCUCCCAUGGCGUCGACGGAGCAGGAGGCGGCGGUCGAAGCGGCCGCCGUCGUGGAGGAAGUGACGCGGCAGCAGGGCAAAGGGUGCGGCGUCGCAGGAGGAGGGGAUACCGUUGGGUCCUGGAGGAACAUCGACAUUGCCUGGCGCAAGGCGGAUGAAGCUGCAAUAAGAAGGUAUGAGGCAGCCAACUGGUUGCGAAGGAUAGUUGGGGUAGUGUGUGCGAAGGACCUUGCAGAAGAGCCUUCCGAGGAGGAAUUCCGUAUUGGCCUGAGAAAUGGCAUUAUUCUCUGCAAUGCACUCAAUAAGAUUCAACCUGGUGCGGUACCCAAGGUUGUGGAGGUUCCAUCGGAUUCUACUGCUCCUGUCGAUGGUACAGCUCUCUGUGCAUAUCAGUACUUUGAGAAUGUGAGGAAUUUUCUCACUGGCAUGCAAGAUCUAGGUCUUACAACAUUUGAGGCAUCAGACCUGGAAAAGGGUGGACAAGGUGUUCGAGUUGUAGACUGUGUUCUUGCUAUGAAGUCGUUUUGUGAUGCUAAGCACGUGGGAAAACGAUCUCCAUUCAAAUAUGGUGGCAUUGUAAAGCCUUUGUCUGGAAAGUAUGUCAUUCGCAAGAAUAAUGAACCUUAUAUGAAGGUGAUGAUGAGGAGUCACUCAGCUGAAUUACUCCGGGAUGGCAUAUCACUGGAGCAAAUAGGUCUUGAUUUUUCUCUAGAACCCACUGAAACAACUGCUACUCCAGACUCCAUCAGGAUGCUUGUUCAAACAGUUCUCGCAGAUAAGAAACCAGAAGAAAUUCCAUCAGUUGUGGAAUCACUCUUGAGCAAAGUAAUUAAUGAAUAUGAUUGUCGUAUUGCUAGCCAGAGUGAAGUGGUGAAAGACACUAUGGAACAGGUGAAAGACACUAUGGAACAGGUGAAAGACACUAUGGAUACCAAUGACUGUAACUCAGUUUUGAGAAUGGAUUCUCCGUUUGACACCAAUGAUACUAAGUCAUUAUCCAGAGUGGACUCUCCACAAGUGGAGUCUACUACCCCCAGCGAUCUGGACAAGGCCACUGAAAAUAUUAAGAUGGACGAAGAUGAGCAGAAUGCAUCGAGUCUGACAGAAGAUGUAAGCACAUUAGUACCUCUACCAGUACCAGUACCACUAAGCAAUGAUAUUGUAAUUAAUAUCCCAAAGAUAGUGAGAAAUUUUGAUCAAGAAGAGAAACAGAUCCAGGAUUUGAAAAGUAACAUGUCCACUGUUAAGUCUUUCAUGGAGCAGUUAAAACUGCUGUACUCUGAAGACCUUAAAAAGCUUGGUGAUCAUUUGCGUAUUAUUUCUCAUGCGGCUUCUGGGUACCGCAAGGUUGUUGAGGAAAACCGCAAGCUUUACAACCAAAUACAAGACCUUAGAGGAAAUAUCAGAGUUUAUUGUCGAGUAAGACCUUUCCAUCCUGGAAAAGAAUUUCCCUCGAGCAGUGUUGCUGGAAUAGAAGAUAGAACCAUCACAGUUAUGGUACCAUCAAAACAUGGAAAAGAUGGAAAGAAGUCCUUUACUUUCAACAGUGUCUUUGGGCCUCUGGCCACACAAGCGGAUGUCUUUACAGACAUGCAACCUUUGGUCCGUUCUGUUCUUGAUGGCUUCAACGUAUGUAUAUUUGCAUAUGGUCAAACUGGAUCGGGAAAGACCUUUACAAUGAGUGGUCCCAAAAUUUUGACAGAAGAAGGGCUCGGUGUCAACUACAGAGCACUAAAUGAUCUAUUUGGUAUCCAGGAGCAGAGGAAAGAUACAAUUUGUUAUGAAAUUGCUGUACAGAUGAUGGAGAUAUACAACGAGCAAGUGAGAGAUCUCCUUCAGACUGGCGGAAACAAAAAAUUGGAAAUUCGAAAUAAUUCUCAAAACGGAAUUGCAGUUCCAGAUGCAAAUGUGGUGCCAGUCAGAUCGACCGCUGAUGUAAUUGACUUGAUGAAUCUGGGCCAAAAGAAUCGAACAGUUUGCUCAACUGCCAUGAAUGACCGAAGUAGUCGCUCCCAUAGCUGUCUGACUGUUCAUGUUCAAGGACGAGAUUUAACAUCUGGAACAGUCCUAAGAGGUUGCAUGCAUCUUGUGGAUCUAGCUGGCAGUGAAAGAGUCGAUAAAUCUGAAGUGGUAGGAAUAGGAUUAAAGGAGGCACAGCACAUAAACAAGUCACUGGCUGCACUGGGAGAUGUGAUUGCAGCUCUAGCCCAGAAAAGCACACAUGUUCCUUACAGAAACAGCAAACUUACUCAACUAUUGCAAGACUCUCUUGGAGGACAAGCGAAAACAUUGAUGUUUAUUCACAUAGCCCCAGAACCAGAUGCUAUUAGUGAGUCCAUAAGUACUUUGAAGUUCGCCGAGCGUGUUUCCACUAUUGAGCUUGGAGCAGCCAAGUCAAGCAAGGAAGGAGGAGGAGGAGGAGGAGGAGAAGCCAGAGAGCUCAAAGAACAGAUUGCUUGCCUCAGGGCAGCAUUAGCUAGGAAAGAUGGAGAUCAUGAGAGCAUACGAAGCACUCAAUCGAGCCCAGACAUAUAUAGAAUGGGAACGGGUAAUGCAUCACCUGCGUCCAGGCACCCAAUAGAAGAUGGGAUCAUAGAGAACGACUCAGCAUUGGGAGAUUUGGCUGAACACUCACAGUUCGGGAGCAGCAAUUCCCUACCAGAGUUGGGACCUGAUGCCACACAAGAUCUAGCCUUCUACCAAAGAAGCAACUCCGAACAGCAAUGGAGCUGGUCUGGGUCUGUUGCAACGGAGGAUUCCGAUGAUUUCGAGGUUGCAACUAAUUGCUCGUUAGAGCUGGACUGCGUGAGGCCAUCUAGUGCCCCAAAAGCUUCAGGUUUAUCAAAUGGAGGGGGCACAGCUGUAAAAAAGAUCCAAGUCAAGGGUUCAAAAGGUUCAGACGUUAGGGGAGUGAAUCCUGGAAAAAGGUCAUCGCCAUUACAGAAGAAGCCGAGUGGACCCUCACCGACGCUAAUCAAGAAGGGCGGAGGUGAAGGAAGGAAGACUCCAAAUGGUAAAACAGGAACCAAGAAGUAAGCAACCCAGAUGAAACUUGGUUUUGCUGUGACCAACUUCACCUUGGUUAGGGACAGAUAAACAUGUUGAUACUAUCGGGUGAUACAUUGAUAUUUGCCACACGAAUACGUCAGUCCUCUUAAGGGAGGAGGUCGCUAGAUCUUCGGGCAUCUGCUGUAAAUCACUCGUUGAUUUGUUGUAGUACGAACAGAAAACGGACCACAAAAAACUCGAGGAUGGGAGGAAGAUCAUCAUCACAAGGACGUUUUUGUUAGAUGUAUAUGUUGCUUAGCUUAUUUUUCUCGCUGUGUGUAAGGGCUUCUAUGCCCUGCCCAUGUACAUGUUUGGCUUCUUGCCCCAUGGAAUAUACAAAGCUCAUUUCGCUCUAA
This is a messenger RNA of Zea mays, 3634 nucleotides long. RefSeq lists its product as uncharacterized. Gene Ontology annotation, cellular component: microtubule cytoskeleton. Gene Ontology annotation, molecular function: microtubule motor activity; microtubule binding; ATP binding. NCBI's taxonomy places the organism in Eukaryota, Viridiplantae, Streptophyta, Magnoliopsida, Poales, Poaceae. Bases 237 to 3266 code for a protein of 1009 amino acids. The transcript is spliced from 19 exons. Gene Ontology annotation, biological process: microtubule-based movement. The record is from RefSeq and is a predicted model, not a curated record.